CACAUUUAAAGAUUCUAAAAAUAAGUUAACAUAAUUAGGAUUUUGUAUAAUAAGUUUUGAUCAUUUACAUUAUUUGCAGUCACCCAAGAGAUGAUGAAAAGUUUACUUAUACUAGCAAUACUUGUUGGACCACUUACUUCUGUGUCAGCUGUUGAUAGUAUAGAUGGAAAUUUGUUAGCCGAAGAAUUGCGAAAGAUAAAGAAAGGCAUUGGUGUGGAUUAUUUGCAGGACGAAUUUAAUAAAAUUCCUUACGUACAAAUACCAGGCACUGGAAAUGAAACAUUGCAAAGAAUACAAACAAAUUUAGAUACCGCCCUGACCAAUUUAAAUAAGGUUUUAGAUAGCGUGAAAGCAAAAAUUGUGUCAGUUAAUCAGGACAGUUCUUCAACGACUCUUCCGAAUUGUUGUGAUUUAUCAGACGAUAAAUUUACGUACGCACUAGAGUUUCAGAAAAAGGUAGAUUUUAGUCAAGCAUGUGUAACCAUUUCUCCAAUCAAAACAGAUAACCUAAAAUAUCCGACCGAUUUAAUAAGUGAUAUAAUGAAGAAGGAUUACCAAGACAACAAGAAUAUAUUGUGGCAGCAUUACAGUACGAGAGAAGGUGUAUUAGUCUUAUAUCCUGCUACGAAGUUGGAUAACUGCAAGAACUUUGAUCCAAGAUUUACGACUCCAUAUGCUUCAACAGCUUCUCCUUCGGAUAAAGAUGUCGUGAUUGUUAUUGAUACCAGUGCGUCAAUGAGACAAUCUUCUGCCGUCACACCAAAAACGAAAAUUGUCAUUGCUAAAGAAGCGGCAAAUAAUGUCAUUCAGACUCUUAAGCCUAAUGAUAGGGUUGGAUUGGUAACAUUUAACCAAGAUGCAUUUUCUCCUUCCGGAAAUUCAUAUCAUUCAUGUUAUCACAGUGAGAUGGCAUUUGCUACAAAGGAAAAUACAGACAAGCUUAAGGAUUAUGUCUUUUCCAUAGACACUGGAAAUGCAGUUUCAAACUUUGAAAAAGCUUUAGUUGCUGCUUUUAAGUUUUUCAAUUCCUCAGAUGAAGUUAUUACAGUUCAAAAUAGAGAUCAAGUAAUUCUUUUCGUCACCGACGGCAAAUCGACAUCCGGUAUUGAUCCUGUACAAGUAAUCAGUACUGAAAAUGCAAAACUUCAAAACAAAAUUGCAAUAUUUACUUACCUGAUUGGACAAGAUGAAUUAGCCAAAAUUCAGUUACAAAAUAUGUCAAGUCAGACCUUACAUAACUCGUCCUAUGGACCGAAGCAAAUUGGACAUUUCGAAUACUUUGAUUUUGCUGAAUCCAAACAGAAGUUACUUUCUGUCAAAUUGGCAACAUUUUAUGAACAUUUACCUACUAGUGGCCAGUCUGAUCAGUCAACCUUUACAUCACCAUAUGUCGAUCCCUUUUCCAAAAUUGGAUUGAUUACUUCACUCUGUCGUACUGUUAAGGUAGUCUCGGGGUUUCAUGGAGUAAUGUGUACUGAUGUAAAAAUCAGUGAACUGUUGACUGAGAUAGAAUACUUCUCCGAAGAAGAAUAUUCCUAUGGAUUUAUGAUAGAUGGAACUGGGAGAGUUUUGAUGCAUCCAUUGUUACCCAAUGCAGCUUUUGUGAAAUCUUCUGAAGAUCCGGUAUUAGUUGAUAUAAGUGUUCUUGAACGUGCAGCAGAAGCACACUCCGUUAUUGAAUCCAUGAAAAGCGGCGGAGAAGGAUCAAAAGUUUUUAAUAAGUUCUUCAUAAAGCCACGUGGAAAACUUCUAAAUGACGGCAGUAAGGAUGUAAAUCUUAGAGCACAUUUGUUUUGGGGCCCGAUACCUCAGAGUAAUUUUUCUUUGUGUAUUGUUCUUGUGGAAGAAUCGUACUUCGAAAUCGACGAAUCAAAGUUCAAUACAGAUAAAAGCAAUGUCUUUAUGUUCCAUAAUAGAAAUCUUACGAGGGAUAACUUUGAAAAUUGUAAAUUCUACAGAAGAAGAGCUACAUUAGCUCACAGUUCUGUAAAGUUCACACCGACUGCUUUUGAGAAUCCAUUUCAAUUUAUAGACAGAGAUGAAACAGCCGAGGAUGUCACGAAAUAUAAAAAUUAUAUCACGUCGACAUCAAGUAAUCCAGGGUUUAAGUCAACCGUUCGAUCAUCAGUUUGGGCUACUUAUAAAGCAGAGCAGUUCUGGAAGGAACAUCCAGCCACUUAUGUAUCAUGGCGGUACAUUGGUACAAAGUCAGGAAUCAUGAGGACAUAUCCGGGAAUAGUGCUGCAUAAAAACUUUGACCAUGAAAAGAGACCUUGGUGGCGUCAGGCUUUAGGACAUCCAAACACUAUGUAUCUUACCACUCCGUAUGUUGACGGCUGGGGAUCUGGAAUAGUGCUCACAUUUAUACAUACAUUACACAAAGCAGGAACUGAUGGACUUGGCGCAGUAACUGCCACAGUCGCUGCUGAUUUCCCGUUACAGUACUUCAAUUGGUUUAUUAAUAAUAUUUAUCCCACAUGUGAUGACGGGAACAGAUGUAUCAUUUUAGAUAAUAGUGGAUUUAUUGUCAUGCAUCCAAGACUUAAGGACACGACAGAUGAAUCUGAUUUCCUUGAACCUAAACAUAUUACUGUCGAGGAACCUGGUAUUGCAGACAUGUUGACCUCUAAAGGAGUGCUGAAUAGCAAAGAAUGCCAAGAUUUCUCCGUGAACACAAAUCUUCGAUCAUAUAGGGUGACCAUGCCAUCGGGAUUCUCGGGUGGAUUGGACUUGAAGGAUACGGACGAUAAAUUUGAGAUAAGACCAGUUACUGACAGUAACUUGUUUAUUAUAAGAUUCCAGUCGAAGCCAUCAGGCAAUUGUGUUUGUUAUGGAUCAAAGUCCCCAGAUGUAGUUGAGUGCGAGGAUAGCUGCGACUGUUUGUGUCAUAUACCAAUUACAUAUGACGUUUGCUCUAACAAAUAUAACACCGCAUCCGCUCCAUCACCAUGUAGUGCAAGAAUCCCUGAUACAUCUGGUAAAAAUCCCCCUGAUAAAACUGAUGGACUGGAAGCAUGCUAUACACCAACAUGUCACGGGAAGACUUCAAAACAAGACUGCUAUAGCGAAGCUGAGUGCACGUGGUGCGAGUAUACAGACAUUGGACAACAAAUUGCUACGCCAUGUUGUAGACUGAAAGAAGAUUGCUACUUUGGUAAAACAACACAAAAAAAUAGAGAUACAUGUGCACCGAUAUCUACCAAGCCCCCUAGCUCAGGCGAAAGCUCAGGCGAAGGCGAAGAAGGUAAAACUGGUUGGAUAGUUGGUGGAUCUGUGGUAGCUGGAAUAGUACUUACUUUGAUUGUGUUUGGUGGUGUAAAGUAUUACAGACAUUGUGAAACAGAAGAUCAAGUAGAUCCAUAUAUAGAUGCUGUUCCUGAUCGUGGUGAACUUCCUCAAUACACAGAAAGAGAAGAAUGCACCGGUGCAGAAUCACCAGACAAAUUCAGUGAUAGGGCUGAUCAAAAUUUUUACAGUCAGUCAAAUAAAGGAUUUUAAUGAGAUAAACAAUACAUUAUAAUUAACAAUCACAAUAUUUAAAAGUAUGUACUUGUCCUUAUUGUUCACAGCUGUCAUUCAGUUUAACUAGAAAUAUUAUUUUAAAUGAAGAAGCACGGUUGUCA
Messenger RNA from Mytilus trossulus (common blue mussel), 3623 nucleotides. Its product is annotated as VWFA and cache domain-containing protein 1-like. The coding region runs from base 91 to 3498 and encodes 1135 amino acids. The transcript is spliced from 24 exons. Gene Ontology annotation, cellular component: voltage-gated calcium channel complex. The record is from RefSeq and is a predicted model, not a curated record. NCBI's taxonomy places the organism in Eukaryota, Metazoa, Mollusca, Bivalvia, Mytilida, Mytilidae. Gene Ontology annotation, molecular function: voltage-gated calcium channel activity.